GUGGUUAUGUUUUCAAUUACAUUAACCGACAAUUGGUUUUGGCGUUUCAUCUAUUCCUGAUGGCCGUAACCGUCGCUGUGAUACCCAUUUGUCCAAACCUUCGCGUAUUGUUUACAGUGCUUGGGAUCUGCGGCUUCUCGAGCGGAGGAUUACUAUUUUUAUUAGGUUUUGAAAUUGCAAUCAUUAGCUUUGGAAUCAAAAAUCAAGCCUUUAUU
Molecule: messenger RNA, 215 nt
Organism: Medioppia subpectinata
Lineage: Eukaryota; Metazoa; Arthropoda; Arachnida; Sarcoptiformes; Oppiidae
Source: the annotation of a GenBank genome assembly